This is a messenger RNA of Botrytis deweyae, 1182 nucleotides long. RefSeq lists its product as uncharacterized. The transcript is spliced from 5 exons. NCBI's taxonomy places the organism in Eukaryota, Fungi, Ascomycota, Leotiomycetes, Helotiales, Sclerotiniaceae. The record is from RefSeq and is a predicted model, not a curated record. Bases 1 to 1182 code for a protein of 393 amino acids.
AUGCCUCACAUGAAAUGGCCACCUCAGAUCAAAAACAUUCAAGUUUUCGGUGAAGUCAAGGAUAUUUCCGGCCGUCGAUAUCCCCGUGAUAUAGGCCGCCCCGUAUACCUUGGGGGCAACACAUACUAUCUGUUUGGCGAUACUUUCUGUCAUAGUUCCUCGAAUCAUUUUGUUGGAGUCUCCAACAAUACUGUUGCCUAUGUUCCGGAUCCCCAGAACGAUCCAUUAACUUGUACAUACAUGCAUGAAAAUGCAUAUCAACCAUCAUUCAUCCCUCACACGCGCAGCGAAGAAGAGUAUGAGAAGGAUCUAAAGAACAAGGAAAAGAUUAAUAGGGUCGUGAAUUGGGUAUUUGGGGGUAUCAUUGAAGAUUUUCCGGGAGCAAGAGAUGGGUGGGUAUUCUAUGAAAAGAUGUAUACACAUGGAUCUACGGCUGGCAAAAGUUUUGGCACAGGUGUUGCGCGGGUUCAAGUUCAACCUGACAAUUCUUUGAAAGUGGAUAGACUGAUGGGCGACAAUAUGCUCUUCGGAGAAAAUGAGCCACAUUUCGGUAUAACAACCUAUGUCGUGGGAGAUGAUGGAUAUAUUUAUCUUUUUGGUGCUAAGGAUGCCCCAUCUCCGACCCUUGACCUCAAGAACCAUUGGGCACGCAUUCGAUCGGGGUCUGAUUUUACCUCGAGAGAGAAUUACGAAUUUCUCAUUCAUACUCUCGAUGGAAAAAGCAAAGUAUGGGAUCGUUCUUACUCACUUCAUCAACUCGUCAAUCUCAUUCCGGUCCAGGCGCAAGGCGCAAUCAUCAAAGUUCCGGAACUAGCACCUAAAGGACGACCAUAUCUUUGGUUUGGAAACAACAAGUUUCCGGCGAACAAAAUAUAUAUUGCAUGUGCACCGCGAUUAGAGGGGCCAUGGGAAGAAUGGGAGGGACCUGAGAUUCCAAAGUUUGGAGGAGGUGGCUUAAGAUAUACUUUAUAUCCACAUGAGAGGAGUUGCCAGUUGGAAAAAGGGGAAUUGAGAAUCAGUUGGAGUGAUGGCAAACAAAUGGGUGGUAUGGUUGUACAAGCUAUGUUACAAUUUGCUAUGGAGGGAGAGAAUGAGAACACUGUACAACAAUCGGGACCGUUACCGCAGCCUAACGGUGGCUGGAAAGAUAAAGCGAAAGGAUUUCUGAAUUCGCUCAAGUAG